CUUCAUCGGCCACCGUAGUAAAUGUAAACUACUGAACUAUACAUGCCUACGGUUCGCGUUCAUAUUAAUUUAUUUAUAAAUGUAUUGUGCGGAGCAUGGUUAACAUUCUGCUGUUUUGUCCGGAGAAUCCACACCCCGAUGUUUUUUUAUAUUUUUUGCAUAGUAGUUUUGUUAAUCAGCGAACGUUCUCGUGUGGGCGGUGCUGUUCCUGUCAUGCUUUUGUAACAUUUAAACGUCGUGUUACACAAGAACCUCUUGAUGGAAAGUAAAGCGCGUCUUUGAGAGAUGACUGCGCUGCGGAGGUCUGUGAGUGAGGCAUUAUGGGCAAUGUGUGCUGCCGACGCCAUGUCCAUGCCCGUCCACUGGUAUUACAACAUCCGUGACAUCAGAAGGGAUUUUGGAGGAUGGAUAUCUGCCUUUAAUUCUCCCAGAGUUAAACAUCCAAGCAGCAUCCUCAGCCUAUCCAAUACCGCUGGUAGCGGGCGCACUUCCUGGUCGUCUGCAGCCAACCGAGAGGAGGUGGUUGGUAACGUCAUCCUUCAUGACAAACUGCGUUUUUGGAAAGCGUCCAGUGGUUCCAUCCACUAUCACCAAGGUUUGAAGGCAGGCAACAACACGCUAAAUGUCCUGUGCGCCCUGAGAGCCGCUCACACGCUGGCCAGCGGUGAAUUUACCGACGUCUCGCAUCCGGACGCCCGAGCCGCCGUCCUAGCGGACUACGUUCACUUCUUGACCACACGCGGCACGCACGGCGACACCUACGCCGAGUCCUACCACCGAUCCUUCUUUUCUGAAUGGCAGGACAGCAGACCGACUUCCAACCAGGAGGUUCUAUUGUUUGCGGAGGAGCGCUCCAAGAAGAAGCUCAAAUCACCCCCGGACAGCCAGUUGGAUGCAAUCGGUUGCCUCCCCAUGAGCCUUCCCUUCGUACUGUUGUCGGCCUCGGCCAAUGAGGAGCAAGCUGUCCGUGCUGCAGCGGAUUUUGUGAAGCUCUCCCACCCCCACCCAUCCGUGCCCGAGUACGUAUCUAUCUACAGCGGAGCACUUCACGCCGUGCUGGGGGGUGCCGGUGUCCGCCAACAGGCCGAGCUCGCCCUCAGGACGCUGGGGGUGUGGGACGCCUGCGAGAAGUUCAGUCGGCAAGCUGCUAGAUUUCCAGAAGCAUCCGAAGAACGACUGCAGGUCCAUCAAAGUGCCGUCAGUAGCCUUGGCCUGGCGUGCUACACAAAAGGAGCUCUUUCCAGCAUGUUUUACCUUGCCCACCAGUUUCAUGAUGACCCUGCAGCAGGAAUCUUGGCCAAUACUAACUGUGGAGGAGAGAACUGCAACCGAGGAGCUGCACUGGGGGCCCUGCUCGGAGCGGGAGGAGCCUACACCAACUCCACCAUCCCGCAGGACUGGAAGGACCAGUUAAGGGAUGCUCAGGAUUAUAUCCCAGACAUCCUUAAAUGUCUGAAGUACUGAAAAAAAACAAAAAAAAAACACGACAGGAGUUUGCCCAUUCUCUUUUGGUUUACAAAUGCAAGGAUCAGAUUGGAUUCUUUUACUGAUUCCGUGUGAAACCACUUCAAGUAUACAUUUUCAUUGUAGUCAUGAGUGAAUCAAAAAGGUCAAUAAUAAAUGAAAAAUCAA
Messenger RNA from Syngnathus typhle (broad-nosed pipefish), 1632 nucleotides. RefSeq lists its product as uncharacterized. Lineage: Eukaryota; Metazoa; Chordata; Actinopteri; Syngnathiformes; Syngnathidae. The record is from RefSeq and is a predicted model, not a curated record. Bases 286 to 1464 code for a protein of 392 amino acids. The transcript has 9 exons.